Messenger RNA from Pseudogymnoascus destructans, 4191 nucleotides. RefSeq lists its product as uncharacterized. Lineage: Eukaryota; Fungi; Ascomycota; Leotiomycetes; Thelebolales; Thelebolaceae. The coding region runs from base 70 to 4191 and encodes 1373 amino acids. The record is from RefSeq and is a predicted model, not a curated record. Gene Ontology annotation, cellular component: nucleolus. The transcript is spliced from 5 exons. Gene Ontology annotation, biological process: ribosome biogenesis.
GUAAAUGGUCGUACCGCUCUAGAAGCUUGCACCUGCCAGCUUCCCUCUUCCAACGGUGGACCUUUGACAAUGACAAUGGCGAAAGAGGCGCAGACGAAGCUCGCAGAGCUCGAGAAGGAAGACGCUCCUAUCGCGGAGCAACUCGAGCAGGCGGGCCAGUUCGCUGGCAUCGAGUGGCUCGAUUUCCUGCAGACGGCUAUCACGACGCCGGGGGAGGCGAGGACGGGCAAUUUUCACGGCAGGGAGGAGUGGGUGCUGAGAUGGCUGCUGAAGAAGUUGGGGAGUGAGGAGGCUAGACGUUGUCCACAGGCGUGGAGACUGCUGAGGUGUCUCGUGCAGAGGGUGCCGGUGCCGACGGCGGCGAGGUGUUUGAAUGAGCGGAAGGGGGUGGGGAUGUUGAGGUUGGGUUCUGAGGAGGCGGUUGGGAGGAGGAAGAUGGAGAGGAAGGAAGAGGAGGUGCUUAAGGCUGAUAAAUCGGGGUCGAGGAAGAGGAAGAGGGGAGAGGAAGUUGUGACGAAUGGGAAUAUUGAGGAGGAGACUUAUGAUGUUGCGGAGGCGAUGCACGAGGUUCUCGAGCAGAUUGUGGGGCUUGCGACGCCGGAGGAACAACUGGAGGGCGAAGCUUUUGCGGCUGAGUACAUGAAGUCCGUGACCAGGCUUGCUCCUGAGGAAUCGGCGAAGCUGCUUGGGUCAUGGCUCGAGUUGUGUCGGCUUACCCGAGAUAGGGGUGAUGAGGCGCAACUUGCUGCGUGGCUUACUCCAUUCAUCGAGACAUGGAAGGCGCGCAUGGAUGGCGGUGAUGAUAGCCUCCUAUUCUCGACGCACUGUCUGGAGCCGUUGCUAAACCUAUCCUCGUCCCCGGAGCUCCUUCCGCAGUGGCAAACACAGCUUGAGCAGCUUCUGAGCCGCAACAUCAUCCUACCGGCAAGAAACGCCUAUACAGCCUCCAAGACAACGGAUGUCCUCGCAUCGUUCGUCACCAACGCUGUGGCCGCGAGACCCGAUUUGGCGCCCGUCCUUUUCGAAAACGCGAUUCACAGCUUACAACCAAAUAGUACGCAUCGCAGCCGCACCCAGGAUGCCGCAUGGCUACAGGCCCUCUUCAGGGUCCUCUCUGAUGCUUGCCCAACUGACCAAAGGGAGGUCAAGAAUGGAGCUAUUAACAAGAUGAUGAAGAUGUGCUUAGAGCACAAGAUUCCGCUGGACAUUGAUCUUUUGCGGUCUAUUACUUGGGAGUGUGGGCUUCAUAGUGAAGGAACGGAUGAGGAGAUCAUCGCCACAGUGAUCGCUUUGGAUGGCCUCGUCUUCACCAUCCCGAAUGUCGUCGAGAAGGAUCUACUCAAAGAGCUAUUAUCGCGUAUCACCCUCCUGUCAACAACACCAGAGUGGCCUGAUAAGGCAGAUACAUAUGUUGACAAGAUCCUCGUGCCACUGAUGGGCGAUUUCGCCAAGGCUCGUGAUCUGACGGGCUUUAUCAACCAUUGGUACGAACAGCUUGUUGCAUUUGAUUCUAUCAUUUCAGAGCGCCCAUCAAAACAUGAGUUGGGUCAUUUCGGGGCUUGGGAGGAUGAUGCACUCCUCGCAAAGCUGAAGGAAAUCAUGGAGGCUUCUUUGACUUCGGAGCAGAUCAAGUCUGUUCUAGAUGGAAUCCGGGAGAAGACAGGCAGCCCAGGGCCCGCUCUGGUGAUGAUGGAUGCUGUCGCCGGCGCACUUACCCGCGAAGAAACUGUCGGCACUACAGAACUCCCGCUGUGGGCCUUUUCCUGGGCUAUGGCACAUAAGGAUGUCCCAGAACGUUAUAAGCUCCGACAACCGCAAAUCCUGACGCACAUUAUGGACGCGACCUCUCUGACGGCCUUCCAAAAGCAGUGGGGUAGCGAAGCAGACAUGGCCAAUCAUGUAUCUAAUGCACGCAUCAUUGUAACAACGUCCAACUCGCUCGUCGAGCUAUUCAGGAGCGCAGCCUCGCAGCAUACUUUGCUAUCGUUGGUGAACAAGGAAUUGGCCAAUGAAAAGCUUGUUCUGGCUAUGAACGAUGUAACGCAGUCUUUCUUUAAGGAGGAUGCGAUUCCGUGGUUUGCACCCAGCGGGAAGGGGUCGAAGAAGAAGGACGCAGCGAGGCGUUCUAUUGCUAUCAAGCUUCAAACCCCCGAUACUGCAUUCGCCCUUGCCAAGAUCAUCCUCGUCGAUUAUCCGAAGCUCAUCAAGGUUGUCGCGGCUCCGGUUAAAAAUGGGGAACCAGUCCUCCAGACCUUGUUCUGGCUCGCAUCGAUGACGACCCCUUUCAGCGCAGAGAACAGCCCCAAUGGCUGGCUCCGACGCAACAAUGAUGCCUUCCCUGGGCUCUGGCGGACGAUGUUGAAGAACGAUGACAUUCUGGAUGAUCAGGAGUUAAUUGAAAUCAUCAUUGAUAUCAUAUUGAAGAGCGGCACUCAUGAAAGCAAUCCGAUCGAAAGCCGGUCGUCAUGCAACGGCUUCGCGAUCGAAUGCCUAAACAGCCUGCCCAUCGAAGUAUUCAAGAGGAGCAUCAGGGAGCGCGUGCUCAAGGCCUGGCCACCAGCGGCGCCAGAACCAUCACUCAAUGAUACCAAGACAUUAGCUUAUCGAAUGAGCAAUAUUGACGCCGCCGUCAUCAGUCUGAAGAUGAAGAUGAUGGAAAGACCUACCAUUUAUGAGGGGUUCACUUAUAAAGAUCUUGAUUCUAUUUCGCAAGCUAUUUCGGAACUGAGUCCGGGUCCGAGGGCGCCUCUUGAUGCCUUUGCCGAGUAUGCUCGACGAACGCUUGGGCAUAUCGGUGACACCAUUGGCCAAGCCAAAAGUGACACCUUUGUUAGGGACAUGUUGACUGAACUACGUCUCCGUGGCCCUGAUGAUAGCAGCAAGUCCACAAUUGGCUGUGGACGAAUCCAACUGGCUGUAGUCUUCUUAUCUUUCCUCGCCUCAAACGAGUCGAGGGUGCUGAAAGUUGAAGGGGUGACCGCCGAGAAGAUUUCGGAAAUCAAGACAGCGUUCAGAGACGAAUUCGUAUCAAACCUGAGGCGCUUGGUGCAGAAGCCUUCCAAGCUGAAGAGAGAGACAGAUGAGCGCUCCAUGUCGCUUUACAGCACCAUCCGCGCUCUAGAGAACCCGGUAUUGGAGGUGGGCCCGCGCUCGCUACCCCAUCUCUACGACGACGCAACCACUUGCGCAAAGGAUGUGGAAGAGAGGAAUCCGGCUCUUGCGUCCCAGAUCAAGACAUUCUUCAUCACGCACACCGCCGAGCCCUCGAAGGUCGAGGAGUCUGACCUGUUCGACGAAGAUGUCACAACCUCUGCUGGUAGAGUCGCUAUCAUGAGAGCCAUGCAGGCAAAGACCGCAACGAUGGGUGAGAGCGAGAAGCGUGAUCUAGUGGUACGAGGCCUACUCCCCGGUAGCGCACAGAACCUCGACAAGCUGUUAGCCAUACACUACGUGCUCGAGUCGUGCGAAGACCAAUCCCCCCCCUCCACCGCCGCCGACGCCAAAAACUCCCUCUCAACAAUCUACACCUCCCUAACCAAAACCCUCAUCUCCCCCCCAUCCCUCCCCCACCUCUCCCUCCUCACCUCCAUCCUCUCACACACCCUCCGCACAAAACCGCGCUGCAUAACCCAACACGCUAUCGAAAGCACCCUCGCUGCCAUCCCCGCGCACCUCUCGCGCCCCCGAUUCUCACCGGCGCGGACACACACGCACUUAACCUCCCUCCUGGGUGUCCUCCUCACUACGCACCGGUUAUCCGUCACCUCGCGCGCGCCGCUACUUAACCUCGCGCUGCUUGCGCUGCUCGCCCCGCUAUUCACUGCGGAACUCGGCGCCAAGCAUGCGGAGGCUUACACGCGUCUGCUUACCACUAUCGCUGACCCGGCCGCCACAGCGGUGCGCGCGUCCACUGCCACCCCGCUCGUCUCGGCGACGGCGAAGGCUAAGCGCCAAGCUGGCGCGCACCUACCUGUUAUCGUGGGGGCGUAUGUGAAGCUGAGUCUCGAUCCGAGUUCUCGGAUGCAGCUUGCGGUGCGGGAGGAGCUGAAGAGGGGUCUUUGGACGGUGUUUUCGGCUAUGGGUGCGGAGGGACGGAAGGUGUUGGGAGAGGAGAUGGAUAGGAGUGGGAGGGAUGUGCUGAGGGGGUUGAUUGGGGAAUGGGUUCGGUUCGGGAAGUGGAAGGGGAAUUAG